CCAUUACCCACCAUGAGGGUAAUGGUCGACGUUGAGCAAGAAGUAUUUCAUACCGCCGACGCCUUUUAAGGUGUGUGAAAAAUGAUAUAGUGAAAAAUGUGCAUUCAGCAACCUUGUACGUUAUGGGCUGAUGAUCUGGAUUACGGGCAGAUUCUUUCAUCUCAAAUGCCGAGGCUCAUCUUCGGCUGGAGGGGCACUAAAUGCAGGUGGAUGGACUCUUCGCGCUCCUCUAUAAAUAAUUGUAACACAAUUGCUUUUGCAUUAGAACACAGCACGACAUGAAAUUAGUAAUUUUAACUUCCGUCAUCGGAAUUGCCCUCAGUGCCCGUUUGGACACGACCUACCUCCCUCCGAGAGGCGGCGGUGGCGGCGGCGGGGGCGGAGCGUUCGGCCGGCCUGGCUUUGGGGGCGGCGGCGGCGGAGCGCCCUUCGGAGGUGGCGGUGGCGGAGCCCCUUUCGGAGGCGGCGGCGGCGGUGGCGGAGGCGGAUUUGGAGGCGGUGGAGGGGCGCAAAUUCCAAUUUUGAAAUAUGUGAACGAUAAUGACGGAAGUGGUAAUUAUUACUACGCUUACGAAACCGGAAAUGGGAUUCAAGCUGAAGAAAGGGGGCAUUUGAAGAAUGCAGGGUCUGCAAAUAAGGCUGAAAGUGCUGAAGGGUCGUUUUCGUACACUGGCCCAGAUGGGCAAAGGUACUCCAUUCAGUACGUGGCCGAUGAAAAUGGGUUCAGGCCCGUGGGGGCCCAUCUGCCGACACCGCCGCCUAUUCCUGAAGCUAUUUUAAGGUCUUUGGAGCAGAACAGGGCCGAGGAGGCCCGUGGUGGAGGAGGAUUUGGUGGAGGUGGAGGUGGCGGUGGAGAUGAUGGCCAGUACCGACCAGGAGCGGGAGGAUUCGGUGGAGGUGGGGGAGGAAGAGGGAUAACGCAACCGUUUAGUCCUCAGACUGGGUACAAUUAUUAAUAACUACCUUUGUCCAAAUGACCGAUCACUGCCUUUGUAACUUAAACAUAUUUUUAUAUGCCUGAUACCUAUACAUAAUAUUUAUUGUAAUUAUCGUACUGCUGUGAAGUUUUAUAAAAUAUAAGAUGAAUGAUUAUGAAA
Molecule: messenger RNA, 1097 nt
Organism: Tribolium castaneum (red flour beetle)
Lineage: Eukaryota; Metazoa; Arthropoda; Insecta; Coleoptera; Tenebrionidae
Product: pupal cuticle protein 20
Exons: 3
Coding region: 279-956 (225 amino acids)
Cellular component (GO): chitin-based extracellular matrix
Molecular function (GO): structural constituent of chitin-based larval cuticle
Source: RefSeq, a predicted model, not a curated record